Messenger RNA from Schistosoma margrebowiei, 4150 nucleotides. The record is from the annotation of a GenBank genome assembly. NCBI's taxonomy places the organism in Eukaryota, Metazoa, Platyhelminthes, Trematoda, Strigeidida, Schistosomatidae.
CAUGUUUUGUUUUAAUUUGUUUUCUUGCUAGGUCAUAAUUUGGGAUUGCACUUUCACACGGUUUUAAAUACCAUAGCAUUUAAGUGCAAUACGUUUGUCCUGGAAAAUGCAGUGUAAAUUAUGUGUUCAAUCAGAUUAUCCUCAUCUUUACUGCAAAGUACACAAACCAAACGUUUCAGAACCAUAUGUAUCUCCACAUGUAAACAGACAGUCAAUCAUAAUUGAUUCCAAGACAGGGGCUCGUAAAUCCCCUUUCACAACUCGGCUUACUCUAAAGUUUUCUGACGUACGCACUAUGAAGAAUUUGUUUGAAAAAGGUUUGGAGACUUCACGCUUUCAACCCUGUUUGGGACGACGUUCUAGUCCAAAUGAAAAAUAUACUUGGUUAACGUAUAUAGAAGUAGAUGAUAAAAUACAGGCAUUUGGAUCAGCUUUAGUGAAAGUUGCUUCUCAUAUUCCAUGGAGUGAUAAUUGUGUUGGUAUUUUUGGUCGGAAUUCACCCGAGUGGUUUAUUGCGCAGCACGCCUGUGCAGCUUAUGGGUUCCCAAUAGUUCCUAUCUAUGCAACUUUAGGUGAUGAAGCCAUGCAACAUAUCCUUAAGCUAACUGAACUACGUGUUGUUGUGUGUGACUCGGGUGAAGAAGUAUGCCGUGUCUUAGAACAAUCAUUGUCCUUCAUCAAUUUAGUAAUUGUAGUAAACGAUGGUCCUAAAGUCGCAGAAGCCAAGGUUCGGUUUUCAUCAAAUGUGAAAAUCUAUUUAUUUGAUGAAUUUUUAGCUAUUGGAAUUAAAUAUCAUAUUCAAAAAACUGAUCCUAAACCAGAUGAUUUAUAUAUGAUUUGCUUUACCAGUGGAAGCACAGGUUUACCAAAAGGUGUUAUGAUCGAACAACAACAAAUUGUCGAUGCAGUUUUUGGAAUCAUUGAAAAUACUGAAGAGAAGUGCUGCAAUAAAUUAUCAACCCAUCUUUCAUAUUUGCCAUUUGCUCAUAUCAUGGAGCAAGUAAACUCUUCUGUUGUCAUUCUCGAAGGAGCUAAAAUUGGAUUCUUGACAAGUACUGUCGAUGGACUAUUUGCUGAUUGUGAAAGUCUAAAGCCAACUGUAUUAACUGCUGUUCCACGUGUUUUAUCCCGUAUUUAUACCAAGUAUUAUGAAGCCAUUGAAGGAUCAGCUCUAAAGACUCGUUUGGUUAAUCAUGUAAUAAAGCAAAAGCUUGGUGAACAAAAACGGGGGAAAUUUAAUCAUCAAAGUAUUUUGGACACGCUUUGCUUCAAAAAACUUCAUCAAUCUCUUGGUGGACGUAUUUGUGGAAUAAUAACAGGUGGUGCUCCUUUGAUGCCCGAAAUUACACAGUUUAUGCGUGCUGUAUUUAAUGGACUUGUUGUCGAAGGCUUUGGUUGCACAGAGACUAUGGGAGUUGUAACCGUAUCUUUAGUCGGAGAAUUUCGUGUUGGUGCUUUGGGUGCGGUUGCUUAUGGUGUAGAAGUUAAAUUGGCCGACGUAUUAGAUUUAGGUCUUGUUGUCAAAAGAGAUAAUCGAGGAGAGAUAUGUGUGAGAGGUAAGCGAUGCACCAAAGGUUACUACAAAGAUCCUCAAAGUACAGCGCUGCUUAUUGACUCAGACGGUUGGUUACAUACUGGAGAUAUAGGAGAAUGGACCCCAGAAGGUUCAUUGAUGUUGGUUGAUCGUGUUAAAAGUAUUUUCAAGUUGGCUCAAGGUGAAUAUGUAGCUCCAGAAAAACUGGAGGCACUUUAUCAAACUUGUAGUCUAAUUAAUCAAAUUUUUAUUGAUGCCAAUCCUAAAUCCAUUUAUCCUGUAGCUAUAAUCGUUCCAAACUUCAACGAAUUACGUGAAUCACUUAGCAAAACAGAUCAUGAAUUGGUUAAUUUAUCCGAUCAUGAUUUAUGCCAACAUGAAUCUAUCCAUCGAAAAUAUCUAAAUGUUUUGGAUCAAAUCGCCAACGAAAGAUUUCUGAAAGGAUUUGAAAAAUUGAAGAAUAUCCAUCUGACUGAUGAAACUUUCUCAAUAGAAAAUGGGUUGCUCACUCCAACAUUCAAGAUUUCCCGAUAUAGAGCCAGAAAGCUGUAUUCUGAAAUUAUAAACAGAUUAUGUGACGAAGUUAUGGCCACAGAAAAUCAUAAAUAGGAUGAGAAUUAAAAGCUGUUAUACUUGACACGAACGUUAUUAUAUUCAUCAUAUGUUUCUUGUAUAACUUCAUAACUUUUUGAUAUGUGAUUAUUUUCAGAAUAUCCAGUUAUAUCAUUAUUUUUUCUUGCAUUCUGGUUUUUAUGAUGGUCUCUGUUCUGUUUGUUUAUUUAUUUCUGUUGGGUAUUCAUAUAACUAAUAAUUCUAGACAAUGAUGAUGAUGGCAUAAACUGACAUUAAAUUUGCUGACUUCUGGAAUUCUUUUGCUCAAAUAAUAUUAUUUCUCUCAUUUUUUCGAAGUAUUUUUAUUUACUUUCUUUUUAUUAUAGACUUGUAUGAAACAAACAAUUUUUCGUAUUCCUUUUUAUCUAAUUUCAUUAUUUGCAAACAUUUUUGUCCAAUGUUAUCUCCCUCCUAAAGUUGUUGUUUAUUAUUUAUAUUUUAUCUGAAGAUAUAAUUGUAAGCUGAGAAAACUCGACAUUUCUCAAUUGCCAAAAUUCCCCUUAGUUAAGUAUCAACUUUGGAAAUUCAUAUUGUCGUAAACGAAGACUCUUAGUUGGGAGGAACAUCUUAUUGUUUAAUGCAAAAUUACAGAGUUCUUUGGUAAAAUAUGAAAAUCAUACAUUAAAAACUACGUUUGCAUAUCUUUCUUCACUUGUUUCUUGCAAAUUUCAUCAUUUCUGUUGUUAUUACGAUUACUCUUUUUCAUUCGUGUUUUCUAUUUUAUCUUUUCUACCUUCUGCUGACAGGCAUUCCACUUCUGAUUGAUGCUACAUACUACUUAUGUACGUCGAUAUAAGUAGCAUACAUCACUAUACAAGUAGUAAGCCUGAAGGGAUUCUUUGAACGUUAGUCUGUAAGUCAUAUUCUUUAUGGGUUGAUCUCAGUUGGAAUGCCAUUGGAAGACAGGGAGAACUGGAUAGUUUAUCUUUUUUGUUUUGUGACUCCUCAUCAGUGAACAUCCACAACUCUCACUCUUCAGGAUCUUCUGAGAAGUCUUAAGGUGCUCUCUUCGAUCCUUGGUACAACUACCCACUGCUGAAGACGACAAUACUAGGAGGGAAUAUCUAUCCAGUUCUCACAAAUGAGAUCAACCCAUAAUGAACAUCAUGUGCAAAAAUAAUAAAAAUGGACAAGCUUCUUUGAUGGAUUCAUUCAUUCUUUAAGUGAUAAGUUUAGCUCUUUAAUAUCCUUUUUUCUUGUAUCGCUUGUCAGUAAAUUUCAAACUAGUGGUAAUAGAAGAGUUCUCUGGAAAUAUUAGGAUAUACAGUUUUGCGAAAGUAAUUAUCAUCGUACUAUCAGUACCUAAAAAGCCUUUUGUUUGGAACACAUAACUUAUCCUAACAGCAUACAAAUUAACGAUAUCUAAACAGUAACGUCUAUCAAACAGAAAGUGCUUAGUUAACCUGAAGAAUAUGGAUAAUUAUCUGCGGUAUCAAAAACAAUGUAGCGAGUAAUAUGAGAUUGAAAUGCAAAUGAUCAUUAUGAAUUAUAAAUGUAUGAAAUAAAUAAUAAAAUGCGAACUCGUUUCAGUCACUUUUGAACCAUAAUAUCACACAUGCUUAUUUCUGUUGAUUCCAAUUAGAAACUUAAAGACUCCAGCUCAGCUACUUUAGACUUUCCACAUGAUUCGAAUUAGCAACCACAAUUCUCCUGGAUUGUUUACUUUUAAUAUUAUCUUGGACAAACACUGAAUUUCCUAGUUAAUAUUUUGUAAGCAUCUCAGUUCUGGAAAGUUUCUUUAACACUUCUAGUCUAUUUAUCAAAUUACAUCAAAUACGAGUUGACAAUUCUAAUUGAUUUACAUAAAAAAGUUGCAAACAUCAUCCUUUGUUCCUAAUUUUUUCCAAAGGUGAAAUAAUUCUGUUUGUUUAGUUGCAAUAAUUAAUCUUGAUGAUUUUUGUCAGACACAUUUAUAUUUGGGGUUCAUGUGGGGAAUACAUAUUAAGUUCCCAUUCAAUUCUACUGACGGACUAGUUGAUAUAUUCUGUUUAAAUAAAGCUCAGU